CUCAUCAAUGCCGUGGUGUUACUCAUCCUGCUCACUGCGCUCAGCGAUCCUGAGCAGUACCACCUGACCAGCGCCGAGUUAGCCAAUGACCUGGAUGUCAUGGACGAUGCCAACAUGUGCAUUGCCUCUGCCAUCUCUCUGCUGAUGAUACUUAUAUGUGGAAUGGCAACAUACGGUGCUUACAAGCUGCGUGCUGCUUGGAUUAUCCCUUUUUUCUGCUACCAAAUAUUUGACUUUGCCCUCAACACCCUGGUGGCUGUUAGCAUUGUGGUUUAYCCAAACACCAUCCAAGACUACCUGCAGCAACUGCCUGGUAAUUUCCCGUAUAAAGAGGAGAUCUCUGCUCUCAGUAAUGUGUGGCUGGUCCUCAUCGUGUUGCUCUUCAUUGGCUGUAUUCUUGGCUUCAAGGCCUAUCUGAUAGCAUGUGUGUGGAACUGCUACAGAUACGUGAGYGGCAGAGGUGGUUCUGAAAUCCUGCUUUAUGUCACAACCAAUGACACCACGGUCCUGCUUCCUCCGUACGAUGACAACAUCAGCGUCCCUCCCAAACAGGCUCCUCCCACCUACACCUCUGCUACAGCGUGAAAACAUGCUGUUGAUUCAUGCUGUUAAUAACAUUCCCCAGCUAAACUGAUGCACCACACUGCCUCACCGGUGAACAUUGUAUUCUUACAUAUAUUGUAGCAAACAGAUGGAUGUCCAGCUAACGUCCACAUGUAUUCACCCUCACUGUGACCUCCCGUCUCCUCCUGCUAUUACUGAUGAACUUAUCAGAUGUCCAGUCCUGGUCCUCGAGGGCCACCAUCCUGCAUGUUUUAGAGGUUCCUCUGCACCAACACCUGAUUAAAAUGAAUGAUUAAUGAGCGUCUGCAGUGCUUGAACAGGGGAUUCAGCCUCUGAAUCAUGUGUGUGAGAGCAGAGAAACAAGGAAAACAUGCAGGACCCUCCAGGACCAGGACUGGACACCCCCGACAGAUUCUCCUGUGUUCAGUAUCAUUCCUGACACUUCUGUGCAUUUUAAUGUUUGAAUCCAGUUAAAGCAACAUAUGGAAGCUGUAGAGAGUUUGAUAGAUAAUAUAUAUUUUUAUUAAUCCUAUUUACCGUGUGUGUGUGUGUGUUCGUAUCAUGUGGGUCCCGUAGACGUGUCGAUCUCGUGCACCGGUGCAACAGUGACGAGCUCRUAGCCCACAGUGAUGGUGUGUGUCAGAAUGAGAGAAGAGGUGUGUUUUGCUUUCGUCUCGUCUCUGCUCAUGAUCAGGGUYGGAUUGCCUUCGUCCACAACUUUCUCUCUAUCGGGCAGCGCUUCACGAGGCGUCGCCUGAAUGUUUCCCAAAGAGGUGUACCUGCCUGUAUUCUGACAUGAUCAAAGAGCGGCCUCGAGCGCAUCCAAGAUAUCACCCACUUGUUGUUGUGUUUCAGCUGCAAACAGCAUUGUGUAAUCAGAAUCUGUAGUGUUUUGUUGUGCUUCUUAUUUACAUUUUAAACGUGUGUUUCUACUGAUGGACAAGAAUUGCCUCCGGCUGAUGUACGUAAGUCUAUUUUUAAAGCACAGAAGAAGCCCUGAUCUGGAAUCAGUUUGCUCUUCAGAGUCACUGUGAAUGAGAUGCUGCAGUGAGCAGAAUAAGAACCCUGGUUGUGUUUUUUCAAUCAAGGCAGGAGCAUUUGUGUAAACACGAGCCGCUUCCACCAGAUGAGCUUGUUGGCUGGCUGCUCGAUGGAAACAAAAUGUCCUGCAGUCAGACUCCAGGACCACUGCUGUACGGAAAACAAAGUUGACAUUUAUUUGUCUAAUAAAAUAAAACUUCAACAG
Molecule: messenger RNA, 1810 nt
Organism: Austrofundulus limnaeus
Lineage: Eukaryota; Metazoa; Chordata; Actinopteri; Cyprinodontiformes; Rivulidae
Product: lysosomal-associated transmembrane protein 4B
Cellular component (GO): lysosomal membrane
Source: RefSeq, a predicted model, not a curated record